AUUCCUUCCUACGCUAAUGAUCGCGGGAAGGUUACAGGUGAUAAUUACAGUUAGACGACAUUUAUGUUUCAACAAGGACGAUCCAUUAUACUGCUAUUAUGGAACAGGAGCGAAGAGGAAUCGACGUCGUCGGGUCUGCAAUCACGCUGCACGCGACCCCUGCGGCCAAGGAGCGACCUUGAAGGGGAUGACUUUCGGAACGCGUCAAGAACAAUAGGCUACUACCUUGACCACAAGCUGAAACUGCCCACGGAAUCCAUGAUUACCUACAGCUCUUCAACCGGACUUCAACACGGCUGCCCUCCGUGGGAGGAUGUCUCAAGAUCGACGUACUCAUUCCAAAUUCCCACAGGGCCCCAACAACGCAGAACUUACUUUAACAAUCGAAGACACGUUUUUUCCGUAACGCAUCAACAACACCGAGAGUUGGCGAAAGAUUUAAACGAGCUACCACGUGGCGACCAGACAAGCAGCGACCCUAACGGACGUGCAAAGAACAUUCGAGGACAGAAAAAGACCAGGGACGCGGGAAGUAGGGUCGCUGCGAAUGUUCGAGAGCGACGACGGAUGGACAAGCUCAAUGUCGCCUUCGACCAGCUGAGGGAAGUGGUUCCGUCUGUAAGCAACAGAAAGCUCUCCAAGUACGAAACGUUACAAGUGGCCCAAAGCUACAUCUUAGCAUUGGCUGAACUACUCACAGGGAAUACUUAAGUGGACGACCAUAGGCUGUCGUGCUGUCUACUUACUGAUAUGGAGGACCGUAGACUGGCAAAUUGACUCAUGAGGAACGAGCAAUUGGGCUAGUUGGUGUCUUAUCUGCUCCUCCGUCCCUUUGGUCUAAUGAUGAGUUGUGAUGUUGAUGGGUUGUGAUGUUGAUGUCCAUUGACGGGUUGUGACGUUGAAUGAAUUUCUAGCAAAUUAUUGACCAUUGCGCGGGACCGUCGUCGUGGUCGUGAGGGUCCGAGUUACGAAGGAACGAUCCAAGCUCGACGUUUCUAUAGGAUGUUUCCAUUCUAUUCAUUGCAGCGUUCUGUUGAGGACAGUGGAGAAUAUUUCGUAUGCUAUCAUUCAUUCAUGUUGUUCGUAGGGAGGUACAUGUUGUACUUUGCUAAUCUAUUCACUAACAUUGUUUCCCUUUCUUCGUUUGGUCGUGCUACAUUUUGAAGGACGUGUUUUUCUAAGCGGACGUUAUCAUUUCCUUGAGCUUGAGGAGGUAAGGGACAGAGGCAGAAAACCAAGUAGACAGGACUAGACAGAACC
Messenger RNA from Ornithodoros turicata, 1260 nucleotides. Its product is annotated as neurogenic differentiation factor 1-like. Gene Ontology annotation, molecular function: protein dimerization activity; DNA-binding transcription factor activity, RNA polymerase II-specific; E-box binding. The record is from RefSeq and is a predicted model, not a curated record. The coding region runs from base 64 to 711 and encodes 215 amino acids. Gene Ontology annotation, biological process: axon development; positive regulation of transcription by RNA polymerase II; sensory organ development. Lineage: Eukaryota; Metazoa; Arthropoda; Arachnida; Ixodida; Argasidae. Gene Ontology annotation, cellular component: nucleus. The transcript has 3 exons.